Messenger RNA from Penicillium taxi, 3684 nucleotides. RefSeq names its product G-protein beta WD- 40 repeats containing protein. Gene Ontology annotation, cellular component: transcription repressor complex; nucleus. Gene Ontology annotation, biological process: negative regulation of transcription by RNA polymerase II. Bases 1 to 3684 code for a protein of 1227 amino acids. NCBI's taxonomy places the organism in Eukaryota, Fungi, Ascomycota, Eurotiomycetes, Eurotiales, Aspergillaceae. The transcript is spliced from 2 exons. The record is from RefSeq and is a predicted model, not a curated record. Gene Ontology annotation, molecular function: protein binding.
AUGACGACGUCGACUAUAUUCCAUGGCAGAAACGAUGGAUUUCAGAUUGGUACCAUUAACGGCCUGGUCAGGGCGGAAAUCCACCAGGCCGUGAAAACCCGCUUAAAGGAGGCCAAGGACAAAUUACUCCGUAAAGGGUUCGAGUGGGUUCUCCGGGACCCGCAGUAUCAUAGUUGGCGAAAUGGGAGCGAUAUAAGUCUGCUCUGGAUUAAGGGCGGUGCUGGGAAAGGGAAAACAAUGAUGUCGAUCGGUCUUAUCGAAGUGCUCUCCCAAGAACAAGAGAAGUCUGUUGUGGUAACUUAUUUCUUUUGCCAAAAUGCCGACAGUGAGCUGAAUACCUUGGAAUCGGUCAUUAAAGGCUUGAUUAGUAGGUUGGUCAGCCAGCAAGGUGAACUAAAAGAGUCUUUACGACGUCGAUGGGACCCUGAGAAUGACCGUUUCAGUGAGGACAUUAACUCAUGGCGAGUUUUAUGGGACAUUUUUUGGGAGAUGUUAGAGCAGUGUGAAUGCUCAAGGGUAUAUAUCAUCGUGGAUGCCCUUGAUGAGUGUCAAGACAGUGGCAUGGCCGACUUCUUGAAACUUGUCGUCCGAAACGGCCUUGAUCAACCCACUAAAAUCAAGUGGCUCCUGACAAGCCGACCAUUAGAUGCUGCAGAGCGCACAUUACUAGCUGGGCAUCAGCAGAUGCAAGUUAGUCUAGAGCUUAACCCAGAUCAUAUCUCUCAGUCUGUACAGACCUACAUCUCGUACAAAGUUGAUGAGCUCAACCUUCAAAACAGAUACGGAGAGGCACUUGGGAGAAAAUUGAAAACCGAGCUUUCUGCGAAAGCCGAGGGCACCUUUCUAUGGGUGAGCCUGGCAUGUAAAAGGCUUGAGAAUAUCUGUGCGGAUCAAGUUUUGACCGCUCUUCAAGACUUGCCGCCUGGACUACAUCCUUUUUACGACCGGAUAUUGACUGAGUUAUGUGAAGGCCAGCUAAAUGAUGUCCAUGAUUAUAUGCGGCUCCUAAAAGCAAUGAUGCUGGUUUACCGGCCUCUAAAAAUCGAAGAAAUUCUUAGCGUGACCGGUCUAUCUCGCGGAGAUGAUAGAAUCAAGUUGUUAGUUAAUCACUGUGCAUCAUUCAUCAGAAUACAGGGAAACAACAUCGAAUUCGUCCAUCAAUCCGCUCGAGAUUACCUAGCAGGGGAGAGUGGAUUGGCUAUACUUGACUCACAUAGUCACUAUGAACAUUAUGAUAUUGUUCUUAGCUGUCUAUCUCACUUAUGUGAACAUCUUCAAGUCAAUCUUAUAGACCUACCACGACCUGAUUCGACUCCCAAGUUUACAAAAUCACUAAAGAGUGAGAGUAAAAGCGUUCUGCUAUCUUCCCUCGACUAUUCGACAACAUUUUGGGUACAACAUCUCCAGAAAGUCCCACUAGAGGUCAUAGCACAAAGCAGGCUUAUUGAGGAAGGGCUAAUUAGGUUAUUCCUGCACACUAAACUUCUAGAAUGGCUAGAAUGUUUUAGCUUACUAGGCAGGUUACCUAAGGCCCUUGAAUCAAUCAGUGCCCUGCUAGAUAUUACUAACGGUCUAUCAAAGAGGGACUCGUCAGCAUUCGCCCUUAUGCAAGACGCUACACGUUUUCUGCUACGACAUUUCCAUAAUAUAGCUCAUUGGCCGUUACAGAUCUAUAGCUCUGCUCUUAUCUUUAGUCCUGAAACAAGUAUUACGAGGAUAGGAAACCUGGACAAAAUUCCAAAAUAUUUGAAAUGGUUUCCCAGGAUGGAGAGCACUUGGGAUUCUCUUAUACAGACACUCAAAGGCCACUCAGACAAGGUCAAUACUGUGGCGUUUUCUCCAGAUGGCAAGCAGAUCGCAUCAGGCUCUAGGGAUAGCACCAUCAAGCUUUGGGAUAGCACAACAGGAGACCUUCAGAAGACACUCGAAGGCCACUCAAAUGUGGUCAAUACUGUGGCGUUUUCUCCAGAUGGCAAGCAGAUCGCAUCAGGCUCUGAUGAUAGCACCAUCAAGCUUUGGGAUAGCACAACAGGAGACCUUCAGAAAACACUCGAAGGCCACUCAGACUGGGUCAAUACUGUGGUGUUUUCUCCAGAUGGCAAGCAGAUCGCAUCAGGCUCUAGGGAUAGCACCAUCAAGCUUUGGGAUAGCACAACAGGAGACCUUCAGAAGACACUCGAAGGCCACUCAGACGGGGUCCAGACUAUGGCGUUUUCUCCAGAUGGCAAGCAGAUCGCAUCAGGAUCUGAGGAUAGCACCAUCAAGCUUUGGGAUAGCACAACAGGGGACCUUCAGAAGACACUCGAAGGCCACUCAGAUGGGGUCCGGACUGUGGCGUUUUCUCCAGAUGGCAAGCAGAUCGCAUCAGGCUCUAGGAAUAGCACCAUCAAGCUUUGGGAUAGCACAACAGGAGACCUUCAGAAGACACUCGAAGGCCACUCAAGCUGGGUCAAUACUGUGGCGUUUUCUCCAGAUGGCAUGCAGAUCGCAUCAGGCUCUUAUGAUAGCACCAUCAAGCUUUGGGAUAGCACAACAGGGGACCUUCAGAAGACACUCGAAGGCCACUCACACGGGGUCCUGACUGUGGCGUUUUCUCUAGAUGGCAAGCAGAUCGCAUCAGGCUCUAGGGAUAGCACCAUCAAGCUUUGGGAUAGCACAUUAGGAGACCUUCAGAAGACACUCGAAGGCCACUCAGACGGGGUCCGGACUAUGGCGUUUUCUCCAGAUGGCAAGCAGAUCGCAUCAGGCUCUGAUGAUAGCACCAUCAAGCUUUGGGAUAGCACAACAGGAGACCUUCAGAAGACACUCGAAGGCCACUCAGAUGGGGUCCGGACUGUGGCGUUUUCUCCAGAUGGCAAGCAGAUCGCAUCAGGCUCUGAUGAUAGCACCAUCAAGCUUUGGGAUAGCACAACAGGAGACCUUCAGAAGACACUCGAAGGCCACUCAUACGAGAUCAAUACUGUGGCGUUUUCUCCAGAUGGCAAGCAGAUCGCAUCAGGCUCUAGGGAUAGCACCAUCAAGCUUUGGGAUAACACAACAGGAGACCUUCAGAAGACACUCGAAGGCCACUCAGAUGGGGUCCGGACUGUGGCGUUUUCUCCAGAUGGCAAGCAGAUCGCAUCAGGCUCUAGGGAUAGCACCAUCAAGCUUUGGGAUAGCACAUUAGGAGACCUUCAGAAGACACUCGAAGGCCACUCAGACUGGGUCAAUACUGUGGCGUUUUCUCCAGAUGGCAAGCAGAUCGCAUCAGGCUCUAGGGAUAACACCAUCAAGCUUUGGGAUAUUGCAAAGUCUCACAAAACCUCAAAGUUUCUUGGCCGUCGCUUAGGUAGCCUUCUCAAACUCCGAUCACAAAGAGAAAUCGAAACAUCGGAACCAGUGCAUAACCUCAAAUUCUCUGCAGAUAACCUAUACCUUAUAACAGGUACUGAACAAAUUAGGCUUAAAGAUACUGCGACAGAAGAGUACGAUAGGAGUCCACAUUCUUUACAGACUUUCACUAUGAAGGACCAGUGGAUAUUUUAUGGAGUGAUGCCAUUUCUUCGGCUAUCAUCAGAUAUGCAGCUAGCAUGCCACGAUACGCAAGAUGAUCAAGUAGCUAUUGGAUUGAAAAAUGGUCAAGUAUUGAGGUUUAGAUUCAACCGAAGUACUCUGCAUUCUAUGCUAGCGCCGGGUGCGGUUUAA